CCCCCUCGUCGACUUGCAACCACAGUCAAUUAUUAUUUAUGCAAUUUAUUCACCACAAUCUCCACACACAAAAAAAGAAUCUAACAGUCCCCCCCUUCCUAGGAAAAGUAUCAAAUGGCGCAUAGAUAUUCCCCUCUGUUUCUCUGCGUCCUAGAGAGACUACUACUAGUGUUCCUCCUUUACUUCCUCAAUGCUAUCAAUCCGACGAGGUGUGAGGUGCCGGCGGUGAUAGUGUUCGGGGACUCGUCGGUGGACGCCGGGAACAACAACGUCAUCUCCACCCUGCUCAAGAGCAACUUCCAGCCCUACGGUCGGGAUUUCGACGGCGGCCGGCCCACGGGCAGAUUCUCCAAUGGCAAGAUCCCGCCGGACUACAUCUCCCAGGCCUUUGGGCUCAAGCCCAAUGUCCCCGCUUACUUGGACCCGAACUACGGUAUUGCUGAUUUCGUCACCGGAGUUUGCUUCGCUUCCGCCGGUACUGGCUACGACAAUGCCACCUCCGACGUCCUGCAGAAUGUGAUUCCACUUCGGAAAGAACUGGAGUACUACAUGGACUACCAAUCCAAGCUCCGAGCCUACGUGGGCGACCAAAGGGGCAACAAAAUCAUCUCCGAGGCGCUCUACCUAAUGAGCUUGGGGACAAACGACUUCCUCGAGAACUACUACACCUUCCCAACUCGGCGGUCCCAAUUCAACGUGAAGCAGUACCAGGACUUCCUUGUGGAACUCUCUCGAAGCUUCAUCACCGAGCUCUACAAGAUGGGCGCAAGGAAGAUAUCCCUAACGGGCGUCCCUCCGAUGGGUUGCCUGCCCUUGGAGAGGGCCACCAACUUCAUGGACCACCACGCCUGCGUCCGCGAGUAUAACGACGUCGCUCUCGAGUUCAACGGCAAGCUCGACGCCAUGGUGGGGCAGCUGAAUAAGGAGUUGGAGGGGCUCAAGGUGGUGUUUACCAGGGACGUCUAUGGCCUGGUGCUUGACAUGAUCACCAAGCCUUCUUCUUAUGGGUUCGAGGUGGCAGGGAUGUCAUGCUGUGCGACGGGGACAUUCGAGAUGGGUUACCUCUGCAACAGACAUUCCAUCACUUGUGAAGACGCCAACAAAUAUGUAUUCUGGGAUGCCUUCCAUCCCUCUGAGAGGACUAACCAAAUUGUUUCUUCCCAUCUCAUCCCUAUUCUUAAGUCCGAGUUCAAAUAACUACUGCAGAAACAGGGAUUGUUCAAUCCCGUACCAUUUGAUUUGUAUGUGGUGCAAACAUGAAGCUUGGUUAUUUCGGAGUAGUGAUUUGUAACAAUGUCCCCAAUGGCUUAAAUUACCAAAUGGAGACAUUCAUAUUAUGGAUAUAAAAUUAAUACAGCCCAAUUUACAUGUUUUGGUCAAGUCCAGUCACAUAAUUAGGGAUUGGGCCAAAGGGCCCUUCAGGUCAAGUUUGGGUAAUCUAGAGAGUUCUGAAUGAUAAAACAUUUUCUCAUGGCUGAAAACUCCCAAUAAGAUAAGUCAAAGGACCCUCAUCUAGAAUAAAAUCUCAA
This is a messenger RNA of Linum tenue, 1529 nucleotides long. NCBI's taxonomy places the organism in Eukaryota, Viridiplantae, Streptophyta, Magnoliopsida, Malpighiales, Linaceae. The record is from the annotation of a GenBank genome assembly.